This is a messenger RNA of Hypoxylon fragiforme, 1715 nucleotides long. Its product is annotated as Ebp2-domain-containing protein. Gene Ontology annotation, cellular component: nucleolus; nuclear periphery; preribosome, large subunit precursor. NCBI's taxonomy places the organism in Eukaryota, Fungi, Ascomycota, Sordariomycetes, Xylariales, Hypoxylaceae. The record is from RefSeq and is a predicted model, not a curated record. The transcript is spliced from 2 exons. The coding region runs from base 91 to 1533 and encodes 480 amino acids. Gene Ontology annotation, biological process: ribosomal large subunit biogenesis; rRNA processing.
CAACAUUUCAAUCGCUAGAAAAAAAAAGUUCACGUUCAUCUUAAGCCAGCCAACCAAUAAACCAGUAUAUUUUGACUUUCAACCACAACAAUGGUCAAAAGUAAGCUCAAGCUCGCCCUUGCGGCAGAAAAGGGAGUCGAUUUCAAGAAGUUGAAAGAAAAGAAGAAGUAUAAGGAAAGAGUAAAGAAGAGUCAAGGAAAGCAAGGAAAGUCUAGUGGGGCACCCAAGCAUAAUAACGUCGAAGACGAUGAAGAUGAGGAGGAUGAUGAUUGGGAAGGCGUCAAUGAAGAUGAAGAAGAAGAUGCUGCUGGUGUCUCACUAAUAGACAACGAGGCUGAAGAAGACGAGGACGAAGACGAGGACGAAGACGAGGACGAAGAACUUCCAAUCGACUACGAAGGAGUGGAUGAAAGCGACGACUCAGAUUCCUCGAUAGAACUCGAGAAAAAGAUUGAGCGCCCAAAAAAAAACAUCCUCAAAGCCAAGAAUGCGCCUGCCACUAAACCUAACAAAAAACAAAAGGCGAACGUCGAGAGUGACGAAGAAGAAGAGGACGAUGAGGAUGAGGAAGACGAGGAGGACAUACCCAUGUCCGACCUAGAAGACUUGGAAGAUGAAGACAAGGAAGAUCUAGUCCCGCAUUCCCGCCUCACCAUCAACAACACUACAGCCCUUCUCGCCUCGCUAAGCCGCAUAGCCAUACCCACCGACAAAUCAGUGCCGUUCUUGACGCACCAAACCAUUGUCAGCGUGGAGCCUACGGCCGACAGCAUCGAGGACAUCCAGGACGACCUCAAGCGAGAACUCGCCUUCUACGCACAGAGUCUCGACGCCGCGAAGCGCGCGCGCGCCCUUCUCAAGGCCGAAGGCGUGCCGUUCUCCCGGCCCACCGACUACUUCGCCGAGAUGCUCAAGGACGACGGACACAUGGAGAAGGUGAAGGCGAAGCUCGUCGAGGAGGCCAGCAGCAAGAAGGCCUCCAGCGAGGCCCGCAAGCAGCGCGACCUCAAGAAAUUCGGAAAGCAGGUCCAGGUCGCCAAGCUCCAGGAGCGUCAGAAGAGCAAGCGCGAUACUCUCGAUAAGAUCAAGACCCUCAAGAGAAAACGCCAAGAAACCGGCGGUGGCGACGUAGGCGCCAACGAAGCCGACCUCUUCGACGUCGGCAUCGACAGCGAGCUGAACAAGCACGCUACCCAGCGUGCCUUCGCGCGCGGCAAGGACGGUGAGCGCACCGGCGCCCCCUCCGCCAACGCCAAGCGCCAGAAGAAGGACGACCGCUACGGCUUCGGCGGCAAGAAGCGCCACAUCAAGUCCGGCGACGCCGAGAGCUCCGGCGAUCUCAGCUCCUUCAACGCGAGGCGCAUGAAGGCUGGUAUUGGCGGUCGGGGCGGCGGCCGGGGCGGUGCUGGUGGUCGUGGCGGUGCUGGGCGCGGUGGGGCUGGUAGAGGCGGUACUCGUGGUGGCUUUGGUGGUGGAGGGAGAGGUGGCGCAAAGCCUAGGUUGGGCAAGAGUCGGAGACAGGCUGGGAACUAACUUAUGUGGUAAUGGGUCGGUAAUACAGCUCUAGGUUGUUGGCUUUAUACUCUAUAGGAUGUAUACCUAGGUGCUUGUAGGAAAGACAGAAAAGGAAAAGGGAGAGGAAGUAUGAACAUGAGAUACCAAUCAAUACAUAACCCUCAUAUUCUAUUUACCUACCACCUGAUGUACGAAGUAGG